This is a messenger RNA of Paramacrobiotus metropolitanus, 937 nucleotides long. RefSeq lists its product as uncharacterized. The record is from RefSeq and is a predicted model, not a curated record. NCBI's taxonomy places the organism in Eukaryota, Metazoa, Tardigrada, Eutardigrada, Parachela, Macrobiotidae. Bases 221 to 685 code for a protein of 154 amino acids. The transcript has 3 exons.
UGUGAUUAUUCCAGGACAACGCUAUAUAUAAGGGAAUAAGUGUUCGAGAUUCCACAUUCGUACCUGAAACCAUUAUUAAAACUCGAGAAGACUUACCUGGUUGGUACACUUCAUCUUGCACACCGUCUUUUACUUAGCGAGCGCAGAUUUCAUCGCACACCACUUGUGAUUUUGGUUAAAGUGGCAUUAGCCUUUCCUGUUUGCCGGGAUAAUAGCCAACAUGCGUCAUACACUGAUUGGAUUCAUCGGGAUUUGCAUGAUUGUUACCGUAUUUUCAAAGGAUCUGACAAUCGGACAACUGAGGAAGACACUUGGCCAUGAUGUGGUAUCGGUGCAGCAUCAUACGCGUCCGUUAAAUAUACCUGGAGGGAAGUGGCUAGAUAAAAACUUGGGCAUUCAUCACAGCGGCAACGUUUUCAAGACUGCAUCCGGCGACACCUGGCUGAGUCACAAAGUGCCCGGAAAGCUAGGCAAAGGCGGUAACACGGUGAUAACAAGUGCUCAACAUAUGUCCAGCAACUGGAAGGCCUCUGGAAGAGAACACAAAGUGAAGCCAGGUUUUACGCUGUCGGAUGCCAUCAAGGCCGGAGGAAAGAAUUAUAAUGUGUUUAAAAGCAACUGUAACGAUGCAUCCUGCAAUCAGCUGUUCCAGAUAAACAAGCACAACUUCGGAUCCCGCGGUUAGGCUGUAUGCUUUACUAUGCAUACUUUGCUAUUCCCUCAAUCGAACCGAAGAAAAUUCCGUCAUGAUUGUAUAGAUAGAAGUACGCAAAUUGUUACUGCCGCCGUGGUACAGUGGGACACAUUCUCGAAUUUUGUGCUAUGACUUAAGCAACAUAAGGCUUAUUAGUUGUUGUUGGUACGCUUAACAAUCAUGAAGAGAGGUAAAACUGAAUAAUGGAAAUUAAAAUUAAUAAAGUAACUCAGACUAACAAAA